CAGAGAGGUGAGAAAGAGCUAAAGAGAGAGAGAGAGGGGGGCGAGAGGAGAUAAGCAGAUAGACACAUAAGGAAGGUGAGAGAAAGAGAUGGAGUGGUUGAGUAUGUGAAGUGAAGCAGUAUGGUAAAAAGGAAGGACAGCUGGAAGUAGAAGCAGCAGAGAAUGUUAGCUUGUUUAUUUGAACAACAGCCAUCCUCUGUCACGUUCAUCAAUUCUUCUCUGCUACCUACAUGUUUUCUCUUUGUGCAUACACGCACACAGCAUGUCCUCAUGUAGGUAUGCUUCCUGUCUAUCCGCCGUCUCUCUCUGACAACACUGACCUUGUGUAUUUAUCCUGGUUGAUUUUUGUCUGUCCACACAAGACGAAAAGCCAAAUAUGUGCGCUGCUUUAGUGGACAGACAUUUCCAUCACGAUGACAGAUCUGCCAGUCGGAUGGGAAUUGACAUUUGUAGUAACAAACGAGACACGGUUAGCCACCGGAGCGGGUCCUUGCAAAUUGAUCCGUGUUUUCGUUGUCUUAAACGGGUGUAUCCGUUGGAGAGAAUCGACGUUGGUGUUCUCUUCCAUCGGGGUUGCUUCCGUUGUCGUGUCUGCAACCUACAGCUAACGUUGAGGACCUACCAUUGGGACCAAUACAAUGAACCGGAUAUAUACUGUGUUAGCCACGUGCCAAAGCUUGUCGGAACCAUUGACAGCGAAUCAAUGGGGAUUAAAAGUGCCGUGAAUGCCCCUCGUGGUAAAAACAACAUCAACGAACAGAUACGAGGUAGCAUCUACAACCCUGGCUGGGAAUAUGAUGCCAACGCCCUGGAGUUUUGUCAUCACCGGGACCUCAAUGUACAAUCUAGACCCUUUGCAACAUACAAGGACUUUGAAAGAUCUGGUGUUUUCGCAGCCCAAAAUGACCUGGAACAGAUUCAGAAGGUGGAGGAAGACCUUCUCUACAGCACUUUCAGGCGCAACCGAGAGAAGAAAAUCAAGAAACUGGAAGCAGAUUUACAGCAGGAGAAGGAGAAAUCGGUGAUGGAAUUGGUGAACGGAUUCGAGAGAAUCGUCUCGCAGAAUUCGUCACAAAGCAGGCUAGAGGAGGAGACGAAGAAACUCGAAGAGGAAUAUAGCAUGAAAAAACAAUCAAUGAUGAAAGACUUGUUAGAAACGAUGACGAGUGAGGAAAGAGCUCAGGUGGCACAACUUAUUGAUAAACACAGUCAACAAAUGUUGGCGUUAAUCACAGAGAAACUGUCUUUGAAACAGGAUAAAAAGUCAGAUUCCGGGGAAGGAAGUGAGGAAGAAGGAGUUGAUUUGACCCGGCCGCCUAGUCCCAGACCUCCUGAAUUUCGGAAGUCACAUCUCUACGACAGUCCUAAAGUAUUUGAACAGAUAGACAAUCAUGUAUAUGCUGUGGCACAAAAAGAACAUUCAACAUUCACAGAACUGGUUCGAGACCUCACCAGAAACUGUCACAAUGAACUGGAAAAGACGCGGGCACUAUAUCGGUGGGUGACAUGGAAGGAUUUAAACAAGCUACAGAUUGAUGAAUCUGUGAAUCCCGAUUCUCCAUAUGGUCUCCUGCGUGGUAUUAAAUUAGGGACUGAAACGUACCAUGAUUUAUUCAAGCGGUUAGGCAGUUAUGCAGGAAUGUUCUGUGAAAUAAUUCAAGGUUAUUCAAAAGGUGCCGGUUACAAACCAGGAAUGAAAGUUGAAGACAGCCGGUUUCGAAACUCUUGGACUUCAAUCAACAUCGAAGGGUCGUGGCAAUUUCUUAAUUGCAACUGGGGAGCCAGGCAUGUAAGAGCCCAUCAGAACUCAUCAGAGAAUUUGGACCAGUGGGAACUGUCUGAAUUUAACUACACGUGUGAUGAGUUUUAUUUUAUCACCGAACCUGAGGACCAUAUAUACCAGCACUUCCCAGACGACAGCCGGUGGCAGCUACUUGAAUCACCGAUCUCCAUGGCAGAGUUUUUGAAGCUUCCUCUUGUCAAAUCAACAUUCUUCAACUAUGGGUUGCGAUUUGCUAACCAUUAUGAUAGUAUAAUAAUUACAAACCAUGGUGUGGCCAUCAUUGAAUUAAAGAUGCCUGUACUUUUGGGUUUUGGAUACACCCUGGUACCUAAGAGUAAAAAUGGUGACAAUGCUCCUGUGGAAGGCAGAACUAUGCUAAGAAUUAUUGGUCGCAAGGCUAUAUUUACCGUUGCACCUCCAAAACCGGGCAAAUUCUAUUUCACGAUAUUUGCUAAAGAACGAUGGGACUCUGAUUCAUUGCAGAGUGCGUGUUCUUUUCUGGUAAAAUGUCCUGAAAAAGAAAAAGUCCAGCGGCACAGCUUUCCCCUUGUCCCCUUUUUUGGUCCCACUCCAAGUUUAAGCGACUUUGGUUUGUUGCCUAUCAGUCAUAUUGAUCCUUUUAUUGUGUAUGAAGGAGAGGACCUUCACUUUCGUUUUGAAAUCAAUAGUUUUGCAAAAAUCUCACAUUCACUGCAAUUUCAGGGGUCGACAGAGGCAACAAAUAUUGAAGACUUUAAUCGAUUUGCCUUUGUUCGGUUCCGGGAUGAGACAACGAUAUCAUACCAAAUCAGAUGUCCUGUCCGAGGAUUUUAUGUUUUCUCAUUGUUCGGCUGUGACCGGGAUGUAUCCGGUGAAGAAACCUAUGACUGUAUAUUCAGGUAUCUUAUCAACUGCAAAUUCAUGUCAAAGGACCGGCGACCAUUGCCUCGAGCAUGUCACCGCUGGUUCAACUGUACGUUGCUUGAUCCACAAGUAGGAGACAUCAACCCGGAUAAACGGAUAACGUUCCGGGUGUGUGUUCCAGCAGCUGUAGACAUUGCAAUGCUCAUUGAUGACACAUGGUUCCACUUUCGGGAAUCGUCACCCGGCAUAUGGGAAGGGACGGUGGUCGCUGGUCGAAGAGCUUGUGGAGCUAAAAUAUAUGCCAAAUUAAACAGAGACAAAUCACGGUUCUCACCGCUUCUCGAAUUUAGAGUGAAAUAACACAAGGUAGAAAUUACAAACUUUCACUCACAUUGUACAAAGGUUGUAUUUAUUGAAAAACAUCACAUCAUUUCUGUUAGUAUUCUUGGCUCCAAAAGUGACAGCCACUGAUAAACAUCAAAUCUCAUCAUCAACAACAACAACAAAAAGAUUAUGUUUUAUUAAUCCAAAUUCAAAAACGGAGAUUGAUAUAAUUAUAAAUAACAUUAUUCAUGCCUAAAUUAAAACUGUUUUCUCAUAUUUUAUUUUUCAUUUCUUCAAGUAUUCAUGUGACAAAAUUAACAAAACAAAAAACAACAAAAAACAAAAAACAA
Octopus sinensis (East Asian common octopus) is the source of this 3300-nucleotide messenger RNA. RefSeq names its product hillarin-like. NCBI's taxonomy places the organism in Eukaryota, Metazoa, Mollusca, Cephalopoda, Octopoda, Octopodidae. The transcript is spliced from 7 exons. The record is from RefSeq and is a predicted model, not a curated record. The coding region runs from base 377 to 2986 and encodes 869 amino acids.